AUGCUCUGGACUCGUCAGUUCAGAUGGCUACCCCAUCUCAAGCAGCCUACGCAUUCACUUCGACGAUAUGCGACAGACACCUCGCCCGAAUCGCUCAUAUUUCCUGAACCUCAAAGUCCACAUCACCGAGACCUUCCGAGUUUCUUACAAUAUGCAACUCGAGUUGAAUUGAGUCCUACUAGCAAUGUCUAUGUUGGAACGCACUACGAGUACACCGUACAAAACACUCUACAACAGAUGGGCAUGUCCCUAACACGAAUGGGAGGGAAAUCAGACUACGGGAUCGAUUUGCUAGGCACAUGGACACUUCCCACAGUCAAUUAUCCGCUGAAGGUCUUGCUACAAUGCAAAGCAGUCUCCAACAAAGUCAAACCUGCCGUCGUUAGGGAGCUUGAGGGUGCGUUUGUCGGAGCACCCUCAGGGUGGAGAGAGGAUGGUGUGUUGGCAUUUUUAGUGUCUUCGGGACCUGCGACCAAGGGCGUGCGAGAAGCAAUGGGAAGGAGUAGGUGGCCGAUGGGUUAUAUAUUUUGUGAUCCUGAGGGAAAGAUGUUGCAGAUGCUUUGGAAUCGAAAGGCUGCUGAGGAGGGAUUGGAGGGUGUGGUAGUGGAAACGAGGUAUCCUUUGGGUGAACGGGAGUCAAAAGAAGUGGUACUUACGUUCAAGGGGACGCCUCUGUCGCUACCACAAACAUCCUUGGGAACUUCGAAGCCAGCGGCCAAAGCUCCUACACGUAGUGUCCCAACGACUCCUGUGGUAUCUACGACGGAGGCUAUCGCUUCAACCAUCGAAACGGAAAAAAUUGGCAACAUAGUUUGA
This is a messenger RNA of Glarea lozoyensis ATCC 20868, 816 nucleotides long. RefSeq lists its product as uncharacterized. The transcript has a single exon. The coding region runs from base 1 to 816 and encodes 271 amino acids. Lineage: Eukaryota; Fungi; Ascomycota; Leotiomycetes; Helotiales; Helotiaceae. Gene Ontology annotation, cellular component: mitochondrion. The record is from RefSeq and is a predicted model, not a curated record.